This is a messenger RNA of Acanthaster planci (crown-of-thorns starfish), 1715 nucleotides long. RefSeq names its product cationic amino acid transporter 4-like. Lineage: Eukaryota; Metazoa; Echinodermata; Asteroidea; Valvatida; Acanthasteridae. Gene Ontology annotation, cellular component: plasma membrane. Gene Ontology annotation, biological process: transmembrane transport; amino acid transport. The record is from RefSeq and is a predicted model, not a curated record. Gene Ontology annotation, molecular function: amino acid transmembrane transporter activity.
GAGAAGACCAAGACGCCCUUGGUAGCUACCUUUCUUGGGGCGUUUCUUUCCAUCGUUUUUGGUGUGCUUGUUGAUAUCAGGAUUUUAGUGCAAGUGCUGUCUAUGUUUUAUACCCUGGAGACCGUCGGUGUUAUACUUGCGGUCGUCAUUCUGCGUUACAAACCCACGAUACAAAGUGGAUACAUGGAAGUGGGUGGCAGAGAUGAAGGCUAUGCCACUGAAAGUUCCUGUGUACUACAAGUAAAUCGACACCAGAAUAGCCUAGAGCUGGACGGUUCGCCAGAGCAACUGCAGGAAAUCCAUGCUGGUGAUGUCAACGCUCCCAGAGAUCCCUCAACACGUCCAUCUUUGGCGAGGAAGGCCUCAACCGACUUCAUUCAGUGGAUCAGAGAGCAUCCAACCAGAUCUGUGAUCCUGUCUCUGUUCUUGCAUAUCGCUUUUGAGUUCCUUUUUGUAGGAUUGCUAACCUUCAAUCUGGAGGACCUCUUGGGACCCCGUGACCCUUCUUUAAUAUUUGGGAUACUCAUCAGUGGUUCCCUGUCUCUCAUCGCAUGCUGCCCCCUGUUGCUUCUACCUCAAUACAAAGAAAAUCUCAUAUUCAAGGUGCCCCUGAUGCCAUUGUUACCGCUAAUUGGCUUGCUGUCUUGUGUCAUACUUUUGCUACAUUUCGAUUUCCUGGCCUUCAUUCAAGUCCUUAUUUGGACAUGCGUAGGAAUAGUUGUGUACUUCACUUACGGCAUGAAGCACAGCGUCCAGGGUGCACGACAAGAUGGCUAUGAAACUAAUUAGUGAUUUGCAACAGUCUCUGACUUAUGGUCCGUGAAGAACCCCGCCAUAUUCCUGUUUCAACUGGACAUCUGGACUUUUUUCCCUUAGAAACUCACCGCGUCUUUAUUUAUUUAUUGAAAAUAGAGCCUAUUGUAAUACAAAUCCAUAAGUACCUAUAACCAUUUCUGUUAGUCGAGGUCGUCACGUGGCCGGUCGUAAACAAGAUAGAGAUAACACAGCUGGCUCAUGGUGUGCUGCGCCACUUCAUUCAGUACGCGUGCAUCUGGCGCGGGCAAUUUUUUUUUUGGGGGGGGGAAUACGACCACUUGCGAAAGGAACAUACCAUCACAUGCCUAGAGGGUUGUUUAAAAAAAGUAAAAUUGAUGAACACGAUUCAUUGCAAAUUUGAAAUUUUCAAAAUUUGUAAGUGCUUGACUCAAAAUUAAAAUUUGUGCAUACUAAUGAAUAUGUACUGUAAAUAUGCACAGGAAUCUUUGUUAUGCUUGGGUCUCGUUAACUUUGCCACCUGAAUGCUUUUCGAAUUGCAAGUAAGAAUUAGUGUUAUUUCCACCUAGACAUUUUUUCUGAGCUAUUAAAUUAAGUCAAGCUUGGAUUUAGCUCGCGCACGAUAAUUCGUAGUUUUGUUGUUUUAGUGGGUUUUACGGAAAGAAAUAUACUGACAAAUUGUGGAUUGGUUACUUUGGCAUGUUUGGGUCAUUAGCGGAGGUCCUAUCGCCUCCCGAGGUAACUGAGGUCACAGUUUAGGAGGUACAUGUACCUCCAUGUAAGCUGCCCCAAUUCAUUCUGCAUGUUAACUUCCUUGUUGGCCUUCUCACAAGAAAUGCAGUUUCAUCUGCUUUUGAAAAUACCACAUACGUAACGUUUUGCACCAUCCUAUAUUAUGUAUCCAAAUCCAACCAGCAACUCCACCUACUGGAACUUAAGGU